AUGGCAACCUACAUCGAACAUUGCAUGGAGACGAACCGCGCGCAAUUCCUCCUGGUCCUGAUCCUGGGUGCGCUCGCGCUCUUUACUACCGUGACGCUGGCAUACCUCCACGGACAAAGGCUGAACGAACGGCCACUCUGCGUUCUCCGCGGCUACUAUCACAGUAUUUUCAUCUUCCCAGUCGUCUGGGCCUUCACUUCCUUUCUCACCUUGCUAUGUCCGCUGAGCGCACCUUUGGCUGAGCUGUUCCAGGGGCAAAGCGAGGCAUACGGGAUCUACGUCUUCCUCGUGAUCUUGUACAUGCUGGUGUCCAUCGAGGCAUGCCAGAAGGGCGUCGAAGAAGGCGCUGACUUGCGAUCCCCUGUGAUGAACAUGGGAGAAACGAUCGUGCAGGCCGUGCAGCGUUAA
Molecule: messenger RNA, 408 nt
Organism: Symbiodinium sp. CCMP2456
Lineage: Eukaryota; Dinophyceae; Suessiales; Symbiodiniaceae
Source: the annotation of a GenBank genome assembly